GGAGUGCAGAGUCGGCUUCGUCUCUAGCGUUUUUUUAAUAUUCCAAUAUUUUGAGUCUGAUAGGAAACGCUACGCGCGUGGAGUUUCCCGUUACGGCAGCUACCCUGAAUGCUGUGCGGACCCGCCACUGGUGGGCUAACGGGGACCCCCUUGGAGUGAAGUAACACCGACAAGAAGAUAAAUAGCUUAAUAUACGUUAAAUGCCUCCUAAUUUACCAGCAUUGUAACAACCUUCACUGCGUGCCUAUUUGGCGUGGGAAAGCAGACUGACGUUUGGACUGAGAAUGAAGGAACCCAACAUACCUGUUUUAUGAGCUCGCGAACAUGGACGACAUCAAGGUGAUCCUUCAGGACAAGGAGCUGUGGAGGAUGUUCCACGAGGCGGGAACAGAGAUGAUCGUCACCAAGGCUGGGAGGAGGCUCUUUCCAAGCUACAAGGUGAAAGUAUCAGGGUUGGACCCCAAAACGAAGUACAUCCUCCUGGUGGACAUUGUCCCAGCUGACGAUCACCGCUAUAAGUUCUCCGACAACAAGUGGGUGGUCGCCGGGAAGGCGGAGCCUGCUAUCCCUGGCCGGCUGUACGUGCAUCCAGACUCUCCAGCCACCGGUGAUCACUGGACCCGCCAGGUCGUGUCUUUCCAGAAACUGAAGCUCACCAACAACCACCUGGACCCCUUCGGACAUAUCAUCCUCAACUCAAUGCACAAGUUCCAGCCGCGGUUGCACAUUGUAAAGGGCGACGAAAACGAUGGCUUUGGACAGCAGGGCGGUGCCUUCUGCACUCAUGUCUUCCCUGAGACGGCCUUCAUCUCAGUGACGUCCUACCAGAACCACAGGAUCACGCAGCUGAAGAUUGAGAACAACCCGUUUGCCAAAGGCUUCCGGGGGGGUGAUGAAGGGGAGCUGCAUGAACCCCACCCUCUGGGGAAGCACUUGCUCAGGCUGGCUUCCUGUCACGGCCCACCAGAUCCCAGGCUGCCAUCAGACCACUGCCACUCUCAUGGCACUGACUCUGCCACACUGCAGCGCCGACACCUGCCUGAUGAACUGGUCCGGCCUAGGAGGAGCACCGCACUGCCAAAUCACUAUCCCAGGCACAGAGAUUACAACAGAGCCCGAGAGCUGGGAUGUAAGCGCUCUUAUUCUGACACGUCGCCCCCUUGUGGGUUGGAGGGGGACUGCCAUCGGCCAUCUCCAUCAUAUGAGUCUCUGCUAAUGUCCCAGCCAUACAGGGGUGAAGCCCUAUGUUCCCCAGAGGCCAGUAUGUCUGGGUGGUCCAAGGGGGAAGCAGAAGGGAGUGAGCCCUUCAGCCUACUGGCACAGGUGGCAUAUCUGCCCUACGGAUCCCACCUCGCCCGGGAAGCCGUACCCACAGCUGCCCCCGCGCCGCCCCCCCAUGGCCAGGCUGCUGCCUGGGGCGACCAGCCCCCAAAUCUCCCCUUAUCCUCCAACCAGGGCACAUGGGAAAGAAGUGUACAUCACCCACUUUACCACAGGGAGGUGCUGUCCCCCCCUCGUCCAUGCUUGGACUUGGUGCCGUUCCCCUCCCAGAAUUCACCAUAUCAGUGCCACGUGACACUGGGUGCCAUAGUGCCGCACUGGGCAGAGAGUUAGCCGAAGUGGCAGGCCGUUUCAUUCCUGCGCGUGAGACGAAGGUCACCUGACUUAUGGCUGGAGGACACUACCAAAGGAUCUGGUGAUGCUGAACACCUUCCCACAUGCCAUCUGUGUGCAUCUGCGUGAUCUGCAGAUGUUUGCAAUCACACACUGUCCUGCGCGAAGACUUUCGAUCAGUUCCUCAACCGCUACACCACCUGCUGUCCAAUACACGUCACUGUGUCCCAAAGAGCCUUGCAAGAAUAAUGAAUAUAGUGCAGUGUUUCUGUCUAGGGUCCUGGCAGAGCCCCCCCCCCAGUCCCCUUUGAUAGCAGGCUGGACUCCAGCAGCUGACCUGCGGCUCCUGACAAAGCACUUCCCCUGCCGGAGAUCAGACGCUCAUCACCAUAUGCAGGAUGCUUAAUUCCCUCUGAAUUCCAACCGGGGAUUAAACGGGAAUAAAAAGCUCGCCUGAGAUAUAUGGCUCAGGACAUGCUGUCUGUCUGCCUGAAGGUCUGUGUGCUGACAGUCACGCACACCAGUGCGCAUCUGGGACUCAUUCCCGGGGAUCUUUGAUUUUAACUCCCCCCCCCCCCUUCUGGGAAUAUUCAGUCCAAUAGACUUCUCCACAGUCGUCUGGAUCAGCUAACCUGACCAGGUGGCCUACUACCCACAUCAACCUACAGGAAGUUUCCAGACGGGGAGUGUCUAAAGAUGGCAGAGAUUGUCUAACCUCCUCAGAAAGCGCCAUUCCUCUCCAGUAACACGGGCAGCUUUGGGGCAGCCGUUUCAAAGGCCUUAAAUUGACUGUGUGUGAUGGUUAUCCACUUCACUCUGUUUAGACAGUCUCCACGGGCGUCCAUCUCUGGAGUUCAACAAGCUGCCAGGACGAGUGUGAGCUCUGUAACUAUAUACAACGCUUUGUAACUGUAUACAUUACGUUAUAUAACGCAUCGCGGGUUCCAGGGUUACCGAGACUCGAACAAUCACACCCAAACAGGCACAGCACAAUUUUAGCAGCGUGCAUAUGAAGCAGAGAGAGCCCCCACACACCCAAGCAAACAUACGCGCUGGAUUACAGUUGCCUUCCUGCACUCACAACCAAGCAAAAUUUUUCUUCUUUGCAUAGAGAGAUAUAUGCAGUUGCA
Messenger RNA from Paramormyrops kingsleyae, 2744 nucleotides. The record is from RefSeq and is a predicted model, not a curated record. NCBI's taxonomy places the organism in Eukaryota, Metazoa, Chordata, Actinopteri, Osteoglossiformes, Mormyridae.